AUGACGCAACCUCACUACUUGACUAUCUAUCUAUCUAUCUAUCUAUCUAGAUCAAAACUCAAGAAAAUCAGCUGUUCGCUCGGCUUUAGUACGAUUACGAAAUACAAAAUACAAAUUGUUAAUUGGCGCAAAAUACCAAUUAUGCGAAUUUUACUGACAGGAUAUCCAGGUGUAGGUAAAACUACAAUAUGUCGAAAAGUAUCCGAAGAGCUUCGUGGCGAAGUGACUGGAUUUUACACCGAGGAGGUUCGAGUUAACGGAACCAGAAUCGGCUUCGAUAUCGUCACUCUUGGUGACAACGAACAACGGGGAAUUUUAGCUCGAACUGUAUCUCAGAUAAACGGACCAAAGGUUGGUCAAUACACCGUACAUGUGACCGACUUCGAAACUAUAGCCAUACCCUGCUUAAAGGCCGUUGGCCGCCAGUAUUUGGUAGUGGACGAAAUUGGGAAAAUGGAAAGUUUCAGCCAGAAAUUCAAGCAAGAAAUUCGAAAACUUUUUACGGAAUUUGACGGAGAUAUUAUUGCCAUUAUUCCACACUCCAGAGGGUCUCCUCUUCCACUGGUUCAAGAAAUCUCCGAAUUAUCAAAUACAGAAAUUAUCAUGGUUACAAAGGAGAACAGGGACUCAAUCCCUACCCAGAUAAUUAACAGAAUUAAGAACUACUCGUGAAUCAUCAAUCAUGUUUUCAUAAUGUUAUUUACUAUGAUGAAUGUUUUUUAUUUUUUAUUUUAUUUUAAACACAUGCACAACGGAUACUGUUUUUAAUAUUUUUGUAAUUUUUCAGA
Eurytemora carolleeae is the source of this 788-nucleotide messenger RNA. RefSeq names its product cancer-related nucleoside-triphosphatase homolog. Bases 1 to 672 code for a protein of 223 amino acids. The record is from RefSeq and is a predicted model, not a curated record. The transcript has 2 exons. NCBI's taxonomy places the organism in Eukaryota, Metazoa, Arthropoda, Copepoda, Calanoida, Temoridae. Gene Ontology annotation, molecular function: ribonucleoside triphosphate phosphatase activity.